This is a messenger RNA of Salvelinus fontinalis (brook trout), 5092 nucleotides long. RefSeq names its product probable G-protein coupled receptor 149. The transcript has 4 exons. Bases 381 to 2675 code for a protein of 764 amino acids. Gene Ontology annotation, molecular function: neuropeptide binding; G protein-coupled receptor activity. The record is from RefSeq and is a predicted model, not a curated record. Lineage: Eukaryota; Metazoa; Chordata; Actinopteri; Salmoniformes; Salmonidae. Gene Ontology annotation, biological process: neuropeptide signaling pathway. Gene Ontology annotation, cellular component: neuron projection; membrane.
GCUAGACCGUGACGACAGAGUGUGGUUUGUAAACCGGCUGCUGGAGACAAAGUGCAGCACGCGCCGCUCCGUUAGAACAUAAAUCGCGGAUCAUCCUCGAGGAGCCUUGAUGUCUAUCUCCUCCAGUGCGCAUCUAAAAUGCACUGGUAGUGUUAAAAAGUGUACUAUUCUGGAAGCUACUUUCCGUUAAGGUUAAGAUAUAUCCAACUGGACUGCUCAAAUAUAGCCUAUCGGAGUGACUCACCAGGGAUGUAGUCUAGCCUAUGUGUGCCAUUCUAAUUUGUGUAAUGUUUAGGCAUUGGUUCAAAGUUUCUUUUUUAUAUAUGUGCGGCUGAACAUUGGGCAACACAAGCCAGGUCGACAAAGUUACCUAAACAAACAUGUCCUCGACUCUCAGCUCCCCAUCGCAGAACAACAGCAGUCUUUUCACUGCGAGCUACGAGAGGACGGACCUCACCGAGACGCAAAGACACAUAAGCAUGCUUCUCUUCGGCUUGUGCGUCGCCAUCGCCGCUGCUACCUUCGUGGGAGGUGUGUAUUCUCUCAUCUUUUUCAUCCAAAUGAGGUGGAAAACCAUCCUGUGGCUCAUCGUGGCUUCGAUGUCCGUGGACGAUCUGCUCAGCGUAAUACCUCUCUCCCUCUUCAUGCUCCUCCAGUGGGAGAGAGAUGGAGAGGGAGGGUCGGUGACCAUAUGCACUUUAUCGGGACUUCUCUAUGUGUUCCAAGGACUCUCCAGCAAUAUGAAGGCUUGCCUUAUUGCAGCCUACACCUUUUACGUUACUAAGCGAGAAAGAAGUCCUCGGCCGUUAAGCGUGAUGUGGGCGAUAGCCGGGGUGUGGGUAGUCAGCCUGACCGUCAGUGUACUACCCCUGUGCGGCUGGGGGAGUUUCAUCCCGGUCUCUCUAGGCUGUUUCCCAGAGAGCCACAGCUUUUACGUUCUGCUCCUUUUCUCUUUGUACUCCUUGUGUUUCUGCGGAUUGGUCUUAUUCUUCGUUCCUCUCACCUACCAGCUACUAUGUUCCAGGGAGCCACAGAGGACGUUCUACCCGAGCUACUUGGAUAUAGCCAGGGAUCUGACAGGGGACGGGUCUGCGCCUCUCUGCGACCUCCCGUCCUUCUCUCGGGAUAGCUUGGACAGAAGUUUCAGUGCCUACAACGAGCUGUGUCCGGUUGGGUCGGGGAAAGGGCUAGGGGUGCGGGGCCCAGUGGAAACAUAUACCUGCCCAACCCCUACCUCUGACGGUGUACUGAGGGAUGGAACCAUCAAUAACUGGGAAUCCCCUGCGUUCUUUGCACAAAAGCGCUUCUCCAUGAUCCUAGCGGUAGUGAGAGUUGUCUUGUGGAUGCCGAUGAUGACUCUGGUGCUCGUGCGUCAUGCUGUGAACGAGCGCAGCUCGUCCCUGGAAGCGGUGGAAACGGUGAGCUUCUUCCUGACCCUGCUGGCGCCUGCGGUCACGCCGGUGUUCAUGCUCUCCGAGCGCUGGAUCCACCUUCCGUGCGGGUGCUUCAUCAACUGCCGGCAGACAACAGAGCGUGAGCCCACCGCAAAGAAGAGGAGAUUGGAGUUUAACCUCUCUUUCCAACAAGGAUACGGAAUAUACAAGUUAUCCCACGCAACCAAACCCCACCACAGCCCGUCUGUCGAGAAGGCUUCCUAUCAAAACCUCUUCAACUUCACAGAAAACCAACUUGCUGUGCUGGACAGCUCCGGCGUCACGAGCCUGCAGGCCGAGCUCGAGUUCAUGACCCCACGUGAAGUAGACAGCUCCUCUCUGCACGAGCAUGGCGAGCUGCUUCUCGAGGAGGAGGCAGGUGGGGGAGAGGCCCUCGCGCUGGCAGACUGCCUCCAGUUUCCUCACGGUAACCACGGAGACCAGGACAGCUUCUUCUGUGGGCCCAGCUCCCGGGACUGCGAGGACCUCAACCUCACGGACACGUCGUCCGUGUUCGAGGGAACGGAACGGAGACUGUCGCAUGUAGAGUGCAGAAAAAUGGAGCUGACGGACUGGGAGUGGUGUAGGAGUAAAUCAGAGAGGACCCCCAGACAGAGAUCUGGGGGAGGUCUGGCCCUCCCUCUGUGUGCCUUCCAGGGCACCGUCUCCCUGCUCUCCCCCACAGGGAAGACCCUCUCCCUCUCCACCUAUGAGGUCAGCAGCGACGGCCUCACUAUCUCUCCCCACGCCGCCAAGAAGGUGGAGGUCUACCGCUCCAAGUCUGUAGGCCACGAGCCCAGUGCAGACGACCCCACCACCGGGGGCCCAGCCGGGGGAGUGGGGAUGGAGGUGGAGGUGGGAGAGGUGGCAAUGGGGGACACAAACGUGAAGAUCCACCUGGAGGUGUUGGAGAUCUGUGACAACGAGGAGGCCAUGGACAGCGUGUCCAUCAUCUCUAACAUCAGCCAGUCGUCCACCCACGCCCGCUCCCCGUCGCUGCGCUAUUCUCGGAAGGAGAACCGCUUUGUGUCCUGUGACCUGGGGGAGACAGCCUCCUACUCACUGCUUAUCCCCAAUAGUGGCAACCCCGAGGCGGACAACAUCAACAUCAACAUCCCUGACACGGUGGAGGCCCACCGGCAGAACAGCCGCAGACAGAAACAGGAGACAGGAGGCUACCGCGAGGAGAUACAGCUGCUCAACGAAGCCUACAGGAAGCAGGAAGAGGACAGAGAAGACUGAUACACACACAUGAAGCAGGAAGUGGACAUAGAAGACUGAUAACCACACAAAGAAAGCAUGAAGUGGACAUAGAAGACUGAUACACACACACAGGAAGCAUGAAGAGGACAGAGAAGACUGAUACAUCACAGGAAGCAGGAAGAGGACAGAGAAGACUGAUACACACACAAAGGAAGCAGGAAGAGGACAGAGAAGACUGAUACACACACAAAGGAAGCAGGAAGAGGACAGAGAAGACUGAUACACACACAAAGGAAGCAAGAAGAGGAAAGAGAAGCCUGAUACACACACACACACACACACACACACACACAAAUCAAAUACAUUUUAAUUUGUCACAUGCUUCAUAAAUAACAGAUGUAGACUAACAGUGAAAUGCUUACUUAAGGGCCCUUCUCAUAAAAAAGUGAAAUAUUAUUAAACAAAUAUAAAAAUUAUAACACAAGGAAUAUAUAGAAAAAUAAUAACACAAUGAGUAACGCUAACUUGGCUACAUACACGGUACCAGUACCGAGUCGAUGUGCAGAGGUACGAGGUCAUUUAAGUAUAUAUGUACAUAUAGGUAGGGAUAAAGUGACUAGGCAACGGGAUAGAUAAUAAACAGUAGCAGCAGUGUAUGUGGUGGGUCAGAAGAGACACACACACAGGAAGCAGGAAGAGGACAGAGAAGACUGAUGCACACACACAGGAAGACAACGAGGGGACAGAGAAUACUGAUGCACACACACAGGAAGACAACGAUGGGACAGAGAAUACUGAUGCACACACACAGGAAGACAACGAGGGGACAGAGAAUACUGAUGCACACACACAGGAAGACAACGAGGGGACAGAGAAUACUGAUGCACACACACAGGAAGACAACGAUGGGACAGAGAAUACUGAUGCACACACACAGGAAAACAACGAGGGGACAGAGAAUACUGAUACACACACACAGGAAGACAAUGAGGGGACAGAGAAUACUGAUGCACGCACACAGGAAGCAGACUGGAAAGACAUAUCCAGAAGGACUGACCUUUUAACUCUAUAUUUUAAGUGUAUAUUGUGACAAAACAUUAGCUGCCGCUGCCUAAGACUUCUGGGACACAUAUCCUGUGUCCAUUCUGUGCUUUAAACGUCCAUUAUGUGUAUAUGCGAUGAGGUGAGGUUAAGAGAAGUUGGUGCAGGAUUAAGUGAUGAGGUGAGGUGGAGAGAAGGUGGUGCAGGACUAAGUGAUGAGGUGAGGUGGUGCAGGACUAAGUGAUGAGGUGAGGUGGUGGAGGACUAAGGGAUGAGAUGAGGUGGUGCAGGACUAAGUGAUGAGGUGAGGUGGUACAGGACUAAGUGAUGAGGUGAGGUGGUGCAGGACUGAGUGAGGAGGUGAGGUGGUGCAGGACUAGGAUGAGGUGAGGUGGUGCAGGACUAAGGGAUGAGGUGAGGUGGUGCAGGACUACUUGAUGAGGUGAGGUGGUGCAGGACUAAGGGAUGAGGUGAGGUGGUGCAGGACUAAGUGAUGAGGUGAGGUGGUGGAGGACUAAGGGAUGAGGUGAGGUGGUGCAGGACUAAGUGAUGAGGUGAGGUGGUACAGGACUAAGUGAUGAGGUGAGGUGGUGCAGGACUGAGUGAGGAGGUGAGGUGGUGCAGGACUAAGGGAUGAGGUGAGGUGGUGCAGGACUAAGGGAUGAGGUGAGGUGGUGCAGGACUAAGGGAUGAGGUGAGGUGGUGCAGGACUAAGGGAUGAGGUGAGGUGGUGCAGGACUAAGGGAUGAGGUGAGGUGGUGCAGGACUAAGUGAUGAGGUGAGGUGGUGCAGGACUAAGUGAUGAGGUGAGGUGGUGCAGGACUAAGUGAUGAGGUGAGGUGGUGCAGGACUAAGUGAUGAGGUGAGGUGGUGGAGGACUAAGGGAUGAGGUGAGGUGGUGCAGGACUAAGUGAUGAGGUGAGGUGGUACAGGACUAAGUGAUGAGGUGAGGUGGUGCAGGACUGAGUGAGGAGGUGAGGUGGUGCAGGACUAAGAGAUGAGGUGAGGUGGUGCAGGACUAAGGGAUGAGGUGAGGUGGUGCAGGACUAAGGGAUGAGGUGAGGUGGUGCAGGACUAAGGGAUGAGGUGAGGUGGUGCAGGACUAAGGGAUGAGGUGAGGUGGUGCAGGACUAAGUGAUGAGGUGAGGUGGGGCAGGACUAAGUGAUGAGGUGAGGUGGUGCAGGACUAAGGGAUGAGGUGAGGUGGUGCAGGACUAAGUGAGGAGGUGAGGUGGUGCAGGACUAAGGGAUGAGGUGAGGUGGUGCAGGACUAAGUGAGGAGGUGAGGUGGUGCAGGACUAAGGGAUGAGGUGAGGUGGUGCAGGACUAAGUGAUGAGGUGAGGUGGUGCAGGACUAAGGGAUGAGGUGAGGUGGUGCAGGACUAAGGGAUGAGGUGAGGUGGUGCAGGACUAAG